Penicillium bovifimosum is the source of this 1830-nucleotide messenger RNA. RefSeq names its product dihydroxy-acid dehydratase ILV3 (gene ilv3). The transcript has 3 exons. Gene Ontology annotation, cellular component: mitochondrion. The coding region runs from base 1 to 1830 and encodes 609 amino acids. Gene Ontology annotation, molecular function: dihydroxy-acid dehydratase activity. Gene Ontology annotation, biological process: branched-chain amino acid biosynthetic process. The record is from RefSeq and is a predicted model, not a curated record. NCBI's taxonomy places the organism in Eukaryota, Fungi, Ascomycota, Eurotiomycetes, Eurotiales, Aspergillaceae.
AUGCUUCCCCAGACUCGGGCGCGCGUGCCCGCCGCUCUCCGGAGCUUGGCUAGGUCCAACGUCACUGUUCGGAGCCUCUCUACCACUCUCCCUCGCUUCCAGAAUGACGACAAGGUCCUCAACAAGGUCUCCCGCCACAUCACCCAGCCCAAGGCACAGGGUGCUUCCCAGGCCAUGCUGUACGCCGUGGGUUUGAACGAGGCGGACAUGAACAAGGCUCAGGUCGGUAUCUCAUCCGUCUGGUUCAACGGCAACCCUUGCAACAUGCACUUGCUCGACCUCAGCAACAAGGUCCGUCAGGGUGUGCAGGACCAGGACUUGAUUGGCUUCCAGUUCAACACCGUCGGUGUCAGUGAUGCCAUCAGUAUGGGUACUACCGGCAUGCGCUACUCUCUGCAAAGCCGAGACCUGAUUGCCGAUUCCGUUGAGACCGUUAUGGGUGGACAAUGGUACGACGCCAACAUCAGUAUUCCCGGUUGUGACAAGAACAUGCCCGGUGUCCUGAUGGCUAUGGGCCGUGUCAACCGCCCCAGUUUGAUGGUUUACGGUGGUUCCAUCAAGCCCGGCUGUGCUGCUACCCAGAACAAUGCCGAUAUCGAUAUCGUUUCUGCUUUCCAGGCCUACGGUCAGUUCCUUACCAAGGAGAUCACCGAGCCCCAGCGCUUCGACGUCAUCCGCCACGCCUGCCCCGGCGAGGGUGCCUGUGGUGGUAUGUACACUGCCAACACCAUGGCUUCUGCCAUCGAGACCAUGGGUAUGACCCUUCCCGGUUCCUCUUCCAACCCGGCCAAUUCCCAGGCCAAGUACUUGGAGUGUCUCGCAGCUGGUGGUGCCAUCAAGAAGCUGCUUGCUGAGGAUAUCCGCCCUCGUGACAUUCUCACUCGUCAGGCCUUCGAGAACGCUAUGGUUGUUGUCAACAUUACCGGUGGUUCCACCAACGCUGUGCUGCACUUGAUCGCCAUUGCCGACUCGGUCGGCAUCAAGCUCACCAUCGAUGACUUCCAGUCUGUGUCCGACCGCAUUCCCUUCCUGGCUGAUCUCAAGCCCUCUGGUAAGUAUGUCAUGGCCGAUCUCUUCGCUAUUGGCGGCACACCCGCUCUCCUGAAGCUGCUGCUCAAGGAGGGUCUUAUUGACGGCUCUGGUAUGACCGUUACUGGCGAGACCAUGGCUCAGAACUUGGCCAAGGUGCCCGACUUCCCCGAUGACCAGAAGAUCAUCCGCCCCUUCUCCAACCCCAUCAAAGAGACUGGUCACAUUCAGAUCCUCCGUGGCUCUCUCGCCCCUGGUGGCAGUGUCGGAAAGAUCACUGGUAAGGAGGGCACGCUCUUCACCGGAAAGGCCCGCGUCUUCGACAGCGAGGACGACUUUAUUGCUGCUCUUGAGCGCAAUGAGAUCAAGAAGGAAGAUAAGACCGUUGUGGUCAUUCGCUACUGCGGCCCUAAAGGUGGCCCUGGCAUGCCUGAAAUGCUCAAGCCCUCUGGUGCUCUCAUGGGUGCCGGUCUCGGUAACUCCUGUGCCCUUAUCACCGACGGCCGUUUCUCCGGCGGUUCUCACGGUUUCCUGAUCGGCCAUAUCGUCCCCGAGGCUGCCGUUGGCGGACCUAUCGGUCUUGUCAACGACGGCGAUAUCAUCACCAUCGAUGCUGAGAAGCGUAUCCUCGAUGUUGACCUCUCUGACGCUGAGUUCGCCGAGCGUAAGCAGAAGUGGGAGGCUCGCAAGGCUGCUGGUGACCUCCCGGCCACUGGUCUCACCAUGCGUGGUACUUUGGGCAAAUAUGCCCGCCAAGUCCGCGAUGCCAGCCAGGGCUGCAUCACUGAUGCUUUAGAUUAA